CUCCAAUGCUACAAUCUGCACGGUGCACAUGUGGCAUGAGAGAGAUAGACACAAAAUAUUGAUUUUAUGACAUUUUCUCUCAUUCUUUCUACGGUCUUAUGUGUUUUUUGUAAGUUUUUGUUUGCAAUGUCAACCACAAUAUCUACAUCUAGACAUUGUGUUUGACAUUGUGAAGAAAAAUUUAUCAAAAUGAUGUAAGAUUCUUCAAAUAAAGAGAAAGAUAUUCUAUUUAUUAUUUUUUUAAUUGAUUAUUUCUUGUGCCACUUAACCAAAUUAAAGUUUUAGCAUUGGUGGAGAUGCUCUAGACACCCUUCCUGUCAUAUUUCUCGGCGGGGAGAAACCCGCUAUGGAAACCCAACACCAACCAUAUUAUUGGGGAGGCAUCCCAGAGGAAGACUACUAUGCUCUUCAAGGUAUCAAUUCGUCCAAGUCUUUCUUCCACUCCCCUAGAGGCUUGACCCUAUUCACCAGAUCAUGGGUACCCACAGAGACCUGCAACCGAUCGCCACGUGGCGUCAUAUUUAUGGUCCAUGGGUACGGGAAUGACAUCAGCUGGACAUUUCAGGCAACCCCAAUCUUCCUAGCCCAGAAUGGGUAUGCUUGCUUUGCCCUUGAUCUGGAAGGUCAUGGCCAGUCCCAGGGCCUCAAGGGGUAUGUACCCAAUCUGGAUCUUGUUAUAGAGGACUGUCUCUCAUUCUUCAAUUCCAUCACCCUCCAGAACCCCCAAUUCCAGGACCUUCCCCAAUUCUUGUUCGGCGAGUCCAUGGGAGGAGCUAUUUGUCUGCUGAUCCACCUCAAGAACCCCGACCGGUUCAGUAAUGGUGCCAUCUUAAUAGCUCCCAUGUGUAGAAUCUCUGAAAAGGUCAGACCUUCUUGGCCCAUCCCUCAAAUCUUGACUGCCCUUUCCAUUUUUGCACCCACUCUCCCAAUGGUGCCUACUGCUGAUUUGCUUGACAAGUCUGUUAAAGUCCCGGAGAAGAAAAUCAUUGCCCGGAUGAAUCCGCACAGGUAUAGAGGGAGACCAAGGUUGGGAACAGUGGUGGAGCUGUUGAGGGUUACUGAUUAUGUUAGCAGCAAAAUAUGCGAUGUUGCUUUUCCGUUCAUUGUGUUUCAUGGGAAAGACGAUGUGGUCACGGAUCCGGAAGUGAGCAGGGAAUUGUAUGAGAUGGCAAGAAGCAAGGACAAAAGCAUCAAGAUUUAUGAGGGGAUGAUGCAUUCGUUGUUGUUCGGGGAGACCGAUGAAAAUGUCCAGAUCGUCCGAACUGAUAUCUUGAAUUGGCUUGAUCAAAGAUGCCUCUAAAACAAUCUCUCUGUAUUGUUGUUGUUUGGAACGAAUUUGUGCUGAGUAUAUUACUAUCCUAAAUUAUACUCCGUACAAAUUAUAAUUCUUCAAUGUUUCCUCCUGAAAUGCUGGCAAAUACGGAGUAAUAGAGAUAAGAUUUGAUUUGACAUGAAUUUUUGGUAACCAUGUUAUAAGAAAGUGAAAAAUAAGAGAUUGGG
Messenger RNA from Cuscuta europaea, 1500 nucleotides. NCBI's taxonomy places the organism in Eukaryota, Viridiplantae, Streptophyta, Magnoliopsida, Solanales, Convolvulaceae. The record is from the annotation of a GenBank genome assembly.